UGUGGAGUCGGCAGAUUUGACUGGAAACGGGAGGAAUCAAGCAGUAGGAUUCCUUGAAGUUAUCUUUACCUUCCGUGACAUCACAGAUCUGUCAACACCUCUGCUUCUGUCGUGUGUCUUCUCCUCAGAGAGAUGUGGUGGCUGCUGUGGGUCCUCGCCAUCUUGCUGGCUCUCUUCUGCUUUCUGGAUGUGUGGUACUUCCUGCGGGCGCCCGUGGUCGUCCUGCGGGCCUGGUUUCAGCCCCCGAUCCGGGACAUCACGGCGGAGCAGGUCAUCACAGGCCGGGUGACGUCGCGCGACAUCGACAUGUGCCACAUGAACAAUGCUCGUUACCUGCGUGAGUGCGACUUCGCCCGCUUCUCCCUCUACACGCGCAACGGUGUGUUCAAAGCGACGCGGGCCCUCAGAGCCACGAUGGUCGUUGGGGCCACCACCAUUCGUUACCGCAGGCCUCUGUAUAUAGGAGAGAGUUAUGAGCUGCGGAGUCGGAUCGUCACCUGGGAUGACAAAGCCUUUUACCUGGAGCAGAGAUUUGUGUCGGCUAAAGACGGGCUGGUGUGUGCUGUCAUGUACUGCAAGCAGAGCGUCAUACGCAGCAGCCCGGACAAGAUCAUGCAGCACCUGUGUAAAAGGAAGGUGGAGUGCCCUGAGUUUCCAGAGGACCUUCAACACUGGGUCAGCUUCAUCUCCGCCAGCAGCCAGGCCCUCAGAGCCGAGAGUGGUCUAGAGGAGAAGAGCAAAUGAGACGUUGCAUGGGUAGCUACUAAGGCUGGUUUACUAAAAGUCGGUUCACAAACCCACGAGGGAAAGCCUUCCAAGAGAGACCUUGAGCUUCUCUCUACCAUUACUUGACUUAAACACAACUGUGCCUACACUUUGUAAAGCUUUACUUUGACCCAUUUGCACAUGUUAAACACUGGAAUAACAGCACAUUGUUUUGAGGGGUUGAAAACACACAACAUUUGUUUGAAGAAAAUGAAUAUGAUUGUAUGAAUUGCACCAUCUCGUUCUAUAGCAAUAAUAAAACUGACUCAGGGGUUUAAUUUGGAGAUUUCACUGCAGCCAACUGUGAAAUUAUGGUACAUCAGAGGUCACACAUCAGAAAAUAAAACGGGGAAGACUUGGAUAUCCCCCAUCACCAAAAGUAAUAUAUGUACUUAGUAAUUAAAAUUAAAAUGCCUGAGAGUACAACAUUUGGACAAUUUAUAUGAGAUGAUGAAUCCUGCUUACAUGUGCAAGCUCAGAUUUUUAGGACAAAGGUCUAAAACCACACUGGAGAUGCUAGGAGAGCUUAGGUUUAGGAGCUCAAUUUUGCUCUGUUUUUUUUAUUUUGCAUUUCUCUGUGUGAAGCCUCAUUGCGUAAUUAGAUGGACCUCAUUCCCAUCAUGCCUCACUGGCCAGAGAUGUUUCGUCGUCUCUGAUUCUGGGUGCUAUCGUCAUGAAUGUUUGAUCUGUUUGGGUGGAAAAACAGCGAACGGUGAGAGAUUCGGCUCAUUUUCAAGUUUUCUCUGCUAAAUCUCAAACAUAAAACAACUGCAAAUGCAAUAAAAUCAUUUUUACAUGUGUCAAAAUGUUGGUACGUCCGUCAUUAUUAAAGUCUAAUGUUAAUACCGGUUUCAAUUGUCAGUUUUUAUAAUUACUGACAUUAUCAAAAAAAAUCUAAAAGGAGGUCUGAUCAACAGGAUUAAUAACCACAGGGGUGAUCAUUUCCUCAUUCUCAUAGUGAUUCAGCAUCGGCCUCAGUCGUCUGGUUCUCUCCUUCUCACACAUUUGAACUUGUUUGUAAGAUGUUACCAGUGGGAACCAGCCCUCUCUCAGUAAACAUUUUAUUCCUUCAGUGAUGAGCUGACACUGGUUCAUAUUCAGCAGCCCACGCUCAUCUUCAAGUUGUAGACAUGUCUGUAAUAAAGUGAAUUUACAAAGUU
Messenger RNA from Mugil cephalus (flathead mullet), 1925 nucleotides. Its product is annotated as protein THEM6-like. Bases 133 to 744 code for a protein of 203 amino acids. NCBI's taxonomy places the organism in Eukaryota, Metazoa, Chordata, Actinopteri, Mugiliformes, Mugilidae. The record is from RefSeq and is a predicted model, not a curated record. The transcript has 3 exons.